Vittaforma corneae ATCC 50505 is the source of this 513-nucleotide messenger RNA. RefSeq lists its product as uncharacterized. The record is from RefSeq and is a predicted model, not a curated record. Gene Ontology annotation, molecular function: ubiquitin conjugating enzyme activity. Gene Ontology annotation, biological process: ubiquitin-dependent protein catabolic process; protein polyubiquitination. The transcript has a single exon. The coding region runs from base 1 to 513 and encodes 170 amino acids. Lineage: Eukaryota; Fungi; Microsporidia; Nosematidae.
AUGUCCAGCAAUGAAAGAAGCAGGAGCAAAGUAUUCAUUAUAAAUGACAUAAAGGCAAUAGAGUCAAACAAGAACAACGAAGAUUUUAGUGUUGGUUUAAUCAACGAUGACAUCUAUAGAUGGGAGGUUGUUAUUUUUGGACCAAAAGACACUCCCUUUGAAAAUGGGAUUUUCCGGGCCGAAAUGAAGUUUCCUAUUCAGUAUCCUGAAGAGCCACCAACAUUUAGAUUUCUUACUCCCAUGUGGCAUCCAAAUAUCGAUAAGGAUGGAAACGUUUGUAUAUCAAUUCUUCACAAGUCGGGAAAUGAUGAUUUUGGAUACGAAGAGUUAAAUGAAAGAUGGAUGCCAGUGCGGAGUGCAGAAAGCGUUAUAAUGAGUAUUGUUUGUCUAUUGAAUUCUCCCAACUGCGAGAGUUCUGCCAACCAAGAUGCAGGGUUACAGUACAGAGAUGACAAAGAAGGAUACUGUAAAAAAGUAAGACAAUAUACCCAAAGAAGCCUAGAAGAAUUGUAG